Messenger RNA from Microtus ochrogaster (prairie vole), 519 nucleotides. It is a transcript of the gene C23H15orf40, whose product is annotated as chromosome 23 C15orf40 homolog. Gene Ontology annotation, cellular component: cytoplasm. The record is from RefSeq and is a predicted model, not a curated record. NCBI's taxonomy places the organism in Eukaryota, Metazoa, Chordata, Mammalia, Rodentia, Cricetidae.
CGCAGAGGACGCUUCCGCCUCUCCUCUCGGGGGCUCUUCGCGGCUCCCGCGGGAUUGGGAUGCUGCAGCUGGCGGUGGGUCGCGGCGUUUCGGCUCCCGCUAGACUCCUGUCUGGUUCCACGAUGCCUAAGAAAGCCGGCGCGACGAGCAAGGGUAAAAACCAAACCAAGGAACCAGAGACACCACUUCCUCCCACAGGGCCUGUGGCAACUGAUCCUAAAGGCUGUGUCACCAUCGCCAUCCAUGCCAAACCUGGCUCUAAACAAAAUGCUGUGACAGAUCUGACCACCGAGGCUGUUGGCGUGGCGAUCGCAGCCCCUCCAUCCGAGGGAGAAGCGAAUGCGGAACUCUGUCGGUAUCUGUCCAAAGUCUUGGAGCUCAGGAAGAGUGACGUGGUUCUGGAUAAGGGUGGUAAAUCUCGGGAAAAGGUGGUGAAGCUCUUGGCCUCUACGACUCCAGAAGAGGUCUUGGAGAAACUGAAAAAGGAAGCUGAAAAAAAAUAAAGGCAAGAAAUGAUAA